This is a messenger RNA of Enterospora canceri, 975 nucleotides long. The record is from the annotation of a GenBank genome assembly. NCBI's taxonomy places the organism in Eukaryota, Fungi, Microsporidia, Enterocytozoonidae.
AUGUCAACGACAACCUUCCAUGAAAAAGAGAAUAUUCGCGUUGCAGAGGUUCCAAUAGAAUCAAUCAGAAGAAUUGCAGCUAACACGUUGCUGAUUGCACACAGAAACAAGGCAGCUUGCAUCUACAAACUGAGCACGGAUGAAUCAGAGAAGUCUAAGAUAAUCAAAGAGUACAGAAUUCACAGGUCAUUGGUUUCUGACGUGUGUUAUGCUGAAAGAGGAAACCAAAUUCUGACUGUUUCGAGAAAUGUGCUAACAAUGAUCGACAAGGAGACCAAGGAGUUCAAGAAGUUUGAGGGACACACCAGAGACAUUGUUUGUGUUGCAGUAAACAACUCCAACACGAAGAUUGUGACAGGAAGCCAGGAUGGAACAUUCAUAGUUUGGAAUACGCAGGGAAAGCAGGUUGCGAAGUUUAGUGCUGCUGAAAAUGGCCACACGAGUUGGGUUAACACGGUGAGCUUCGUUCCUGGUUCAGAUGAGUUGGUUGCAACUGGUUCAGAAGAUGGUCUGGUUAAAAUAUGGGAUUUGAGUGCAAACACGUGUUUGAAGACAUUUCUAGGUGGACAAUUUUACGACUUGAACAAUGCAGAGGAAGCAAGGAAUCUGAAGGGAAAUAACACAGAGUUGGCAGUAAAGGCAGUUUGCUUCUCUAACGAUGGGUCUCUGAUGGCAUAUGGUGGAAGAAAUUCACGUGUUUACAUCGUAAAUCUCUCUGUGAACCAGACUAUGCAGGGAUUUGAUGUACCAGGGCGAAUUACAGCAAUUGCAUCGGGUGAAAAUCAGCCACUGAUUGCAAUCGCAAUUCCAAACAAGGUGCUUCUAUGGAACAUCAUUGAAGAGAAAAUUGUGGCAGAACACACAUUCAGCAGCAAGAAUGAGGUCUAUGCAUAUUCAAUGACAUUCAUGGGAGAUGAAUUGGUGCUUGGACUGACAACAGGUGAGUUGAUUAGACUGGACAUUUCUAGAAGUUAA